Knipowitschia caucasica is the source of this 645-nucleotide messenger RNA. NCBI's taxonomy places the organism in Eukaryota, Metazoa, Chordata, Actinopteri, Gobiiformes, Gobiidae. The record is from the annotation of a GenBank genome assembly.
AUGUCACAGAGCGGGAGGCUGUUUGGCGGGUUGUGCCCUGGCCCUGUUUGGUCUGUUGUCACGGCGAUGAGGAGACGGGAAGUGGAGUUUGCAGGAGCCCAAAGCCGAGGAGAGCGAUGGCGGGUGAUCGACCUCUCUCUCUCCACGUCCCGGGAGUCACAGAGACACGGAGACACGGAGUCAAAGAGCCUGUUUGGAGUUCUGCUUCUGUCCAAUCCCGGAGCACCAUCUCUGAGCUCUAACUAUGUUUGUGCAGCGGCGCAGCAGACUCUGAGACCUAGCCUGGACCCUGGCCUGGACCCUGGUCUGGACCCUGGUCUGGACCCUGGCAUGGACCCUGGCCUGGACCUUGGCAUGGACCCUGGCCUGGACCCUGGCCUGGACCCUGGCCUGGGCCCUGCCCUGGACCCUGGCCUGGACCCUGGCCUGGACCCUGGCCUGGGCCCUGCCCUGGACCCUGGCCUGGACCCUGGCCUCGACCCUGGCCUGGACCCUGGCCUGGACCCAGCCUGGACCCUGGCCUGGACCCUGGCCUGGACCCUGGCAUGGACCCUGGCCUGGACCCUGGCCUGGACCCUGGCAUUGAGCAGCGUUGGGGAAAGGUCUGCCAAGGCCAAAAACCACUGGAAAAACUGUGUGGGCUGA